Molecule: messenger RNA, 2376 nt
Organism: Hyphopichia burtonii NRRL Y-1933
Lineage: Eukaryota; Fungi; Ascomycota; Pichiomycetes; Serinales; Debaryomycetaceae
Exons: 1
Coding region: 159-2261 (700 amino acids)
Source: RefSeq, a predicted model, not a curated record
UUCAUUAUCAUAAAAGUCCUUCGUUUGUUCGAUUUACUUGAUCUUUGGAAAGUAGUUAACUAAGUACUUUUUUUUUGUUCUUUCUUUCUUUGGUUCUUUCUUUGGUUCUUUCUUUGAUUUGUUCUGUUAAGGUUUAGGCAUCGCAUUAAGAGACUUAAAUGACAAAUCAUUCGUUCAAGUUCCCUUCUUUGGGGCCUUUGAAACAGAUCUUGAGAAGAAAUGAUGACUAUAACCAAACUAGUGCCCCCACUAGUGUGUCAGCCAGCUCAAGCCCAAGCACAACUUCAACUGGCAUUGCUAGCUCAACCCAAGAUUUUGUUUCGGCUUCUUUGACUAGUUUGGACACCCAACCGUCUUCCACGACUGAUUCAAGCUCAAACUCUUUGAUAUCCCCUAGAGCAUCGUAUACGUCCCUUCUGUCCUUGGCUUCUCCCACCGGCUCGUCCAGUAAUCACAAGAGAAACUCCAGUGAUGGGUCCAUCACCUCUAGUGAUCCUACCCCAACGUCAUCGACGUCUUUUGCAUCUGCAUCCGAAGAUGAAAUACCGUCUUCCUCAACCUCUUCACUGGCUCAACCUUCUAGUGACUCUUCUAGUGACUCUUCUAGUGACUCUUCUAGUGACUCUUCUAGUGGCUCUUCUAGUCAGUCGUCCAGUGACUCGUCCUCAAAUACUUCAAGUGAAGUUUCCACUAGCGAAACAUCCAUUGGACCUUCCUCGACUGAAACUUCGUCCAGUGCUGCUUCCAGUGAAACUUCCAGCGAGUCCUCGUCCAGUGCUACUUCCUCUAGUGAAGCUUCCAGUGAAACUACCAGUGACACUUCUUCCAGUACUACUUCAUCGAGUCAAUCUUCAUCCAGUCAUUCUUCUAGCGAAUCCUCUAGUGAAUCCAGUGAAUCCAGUGAAUCCUCUUCUUCAUCAAGUGGACCCUCGUCAACUUCUGCAUCUGAUUCCCUGUCGUCUGAACAAAAUCAACUGUCUUCUUCAGAAACGUCAGAAUCAUCUAUAUCCAGUGACUACUCUAGCUCCGUAGGAUCAACCACCACCGAAUCUACCUCCCUGUCAGCGGCCCUGAGCUCCUCCUCGUCAUCCAGAUCUAGAUCCAAUAUCCCAAGCUCAACGUCGGAUUCCUCCUCUUCAACAUCCCAUUCAUCAUCCCACUCUUCUUCUGCAUCUUCGUCCACUCAUUCUUCAAAGUCUUCCAGUUCGUCUUCUUCUAAUCUGUCCUCAAGACAUCGACACUCAUCUUCACACUCAUCUUCCUCUCCUUCAAGCUCGUCAGCAUACGCAUCAAUUACUUCAGAUAGCUCAUCCACCAGUCACACAGCAGCAAGGACUGCUCCAAUCACUUCUGGUUCAGUCUCUGAAUAUACUACAUUAAGUUCUUCUCCAGAUACUACCAUCACUUCGCUUAUAGCUGUCCCCACCUCGGUUGCUUCUUCUUCAAGUGAUAACCAAACUACAGCUCAAAAAAACUCGAAAUUAAUCGGUGGUUUAGUAGGUUCUGUUGGUGGUACCAUCGUAAUUGGUACCUUGGUUGUUUUUUUCCUUUUCUUGAAGAAAAGAAAGAGAGGUUCUCUUACAAACCAAUCACCAGAUUUCAAUAAUGAAUCUGGCUCUUCAUCAUCAGAAUUUAAAUCUGAUCUGAAGAAUGGGUUCAAGAAAUUAUUCGGUUCUAAGAAUACCCCGGCCAUGAUUGGGGGUGCUGCAAGAGCUGAUGAUUUAGAACGUCAAAUUAAUGAUCGUGCCGGGGUUAACACUGCCGGUGCUGGGGUUGGUGCUUCGGGUCCUUUCUCUUCUUCUGAAGAAGAUGGUUUCCAAUACCGUGGUAUCACCAAUAGUAAUAAUUUGGAUUCUGUUUUCAGACUGCCUGGUAAUAGUACUGGUCAAAAUAGUGGCGCUACUAGUGGUAAUGUCAGUACAAAAGGAGGCUUGACUAAUAGUACUAGAUUUAGUUCAAAUGGUGGUCUAUCUACAAUGCAUGAAGAUUAUUACGAUUCUAGUCCGUUUGAUCAAGGCAAUAAUACUGGUUAUGGAUCCACCGGUGCUACAAGAGCUGCUGGCGCUGGUGCUGGUACCGCAGGGGCUGCUUAUGGUCACUCGAGGGGUGAUUCUGAAGAUUCUGUUGAUGCUGGAUUCAACCCUUCUGAUUAUGACAUUGAUGAAGACGAUGAAUUUCUCCCAGUAAAUCGUGGGGUUAUCUUCGGUACUGAAAACCAUAGUAAUAAUUCAAAGUCAAGAUUUACCGAAGAAAUUAUUUGAUUGUAUUUUAGCUGGCGUUAAUUAAUCUUAUUGACGAUUCUUUUUGCAUACUCUGUAUUUAGUUCUCAUUUCCAAUUAUAUUAGGUUAACUUUCAUUAAACAAUUGUACUUGUCG